This is a messenger RNA of Exophiala viscosa, 2081 nucleotides long. Its product is annotated as D-lactate dehydrogenase. Gene Ontology annotation, cellular component: mitochondrion. Gene Ontology annotation, molecular function: FAD binding; D-lactate dehydrogenase (cytochrome) activity; D-lactate dehydrogenase (NAD+) activity. Gene Ontology annotation, biological process: lactate catabolic process. The transcript has a single exon. The record is from RefSeq and is a predicted model, not a curated record. The coding region runs from base 181 to 1968 and encodes 595 amino acids. NCBI's taxonomy places the organism in Eukaryota, Fungi, Ascomycota, Eurotiomycetes, Chaetothyriales, Herpotrichiellaceae.
GGCAGCACAUUUUGAUUUAACUUCAAUUGUUUCUUCCACCUCCAUUCCUACUACGAAGCCAUAUAUGGAUAAAGACUCCACGGUCAAUCAUACAAGAAUCUAGGUCAAUCCGCCGACAAGGUGCACGAGAAUUGGAUCCCUCCACAGCCUUGUCGACGUGAAGAGGCUACCGCUGGCAUCAUGGCCAGAUCCGCUCUUACCAAAAUCUUUCUUCGACCUCGAAAUGUGAAGGCACUUUACACUAGAAUUCAGCCUCAUAGGCAAUGGCAGCGCACGGCAUCACACAGAUCUCCAGGAGUGAUAGACCGAAUCAAAGUCCUUAAUCGUCCUUCAGAAACUACCGAAGCAGUUUUGCUGACUGGAUUAAUAUUACUGACAGGAGCCGUGAUCUUUUACUUCGAGGAGGACAUUUUUCCUCAACUAAAGACUCGGUCCACAGCACCAUUGCAAUCCUACUGGCUACCACCAUAUCGCCUCUCGGAAAACAACAUCGAAUGUGCCAAGGUGGAUUUCAUUGACCUUCUGGGCAAUGACGGCGUGGACGAGGAUCUUGGCUCGCGAAUAGCACGAUCGAGCACCGAGUGGUCUCCAGCACCACGAGGCGAUCUCGACAGGCCUUGCCUGAUCGUCUACCCACGAUCAACCGAGGAUGUAAGCGCUAUAAUGAAAGUAUGUCAUCGACGGAAGCUUCCCAUCAUCGCGUUCGGUGGCGGUACGAGCCUCGAAGGCACCCUUGCUGCCAUUCACGGCGAAGUCUGCAUCGACUUCCGACGCAUGAAUAAGGUCGUCCAACUCCACGAAAAUGAUAUGGAUGUUGUGGUGCAGCCGGGCAUCGGCUACGUCGAUUUGAACCAGAUGCUGAGUAAAUCUGGGUUAUUCUUCCCACCAGAUCCCGGACCAGGUGCACAAAUCGGGGGUAUGAUCUCGCAGGGCUGCUCCGGGACAUCGGCAUACCGCUAUGGCACGGUGAAAGAUUGGGUGCUGGGUCUGACUGUCGUCCUGGCUGACGGCACGGUCAUCAAGACCAGACGGAGACCAAAGAAGUCGUCCGCAGGGUACGACCUGACGCGAUUGUUCGUGGGAUCUGAAGGAACUCUAGGCCUGGUCACUGAGGCAACUUUGAAAUUGACGAACAAGCCCGAGAACGUUAGGGUCGCAGUCGCUGCAUUCCCGACCACUGCUCAAGCUGUUGAGGCCGCUGUCAAGAUCGUUCGCAAAGGUCUCCCAUUGGGCGCAAUCGAAUUACUCGAUGGGCCAUCGAUGGGCGCCAUCAACAACUCGGGGUACUGCACGAAAGAGUUGAGCGAGACGCCCUCACUUUUCCUCAAAUUCUCCGGAAGCGAAUCUACAGUUCGUGAACAAGUGAAGCAAGUCUAUUCACUCGCCAAGGAAACGAAAUGUCUGAGUUUCCAAUUUGGCAAGAACGAAGAAGAGUCGGACGCAUUAUGGCAGGCAAGGAAGACGAUGCUGUGGAGCUUAAUGACACUCAAACGACACCCAGAUGACACGUUUUUAGGAACGGAUCUCGCAGUGCCAAUGUCCAGAUUGGCGGAUAUCAUCGACAUCACGAACCAGAAGCUGAAGGAGAGUGGGCUCGUUGGAUCUUGCUGUGGUCAUGUCGGCGACGGAAACUUCCAUUCCGCCAUAUUCUACAGCGCGGCCGAAAAGGAAAAGGCCGAAAAGUUAGUCCUUGAAGUCGAGCAACUCGCCAUCGAAAUGGACGGCACGAUCACAGGUGAACAUGGCAUCGGACUCGAGAAGCGAGACCGUCUCAUUGACGAGCUCGGCGUUGAGAGCAUCGACACGAUGCGUCAGAUCAAAUUGGCACUGGAUCCAUUAGGCCUACUUAACCCUGAGAAAGUCGUUCGCCUUACCCCUGAAACACGCUUCUCGCCCAUGGAAUGGGUCAAAAAGACUUUUCUUCCAGACUCGCCGCCGGCAGCGUCCGAGCAAUCCUCUACGCCUUAGAGCCAUUCAAGAGUCCCUCCGUCUCCGAAAUCCUGAACACAUACUUUGUGGCACUGACCUUGCCCUCCUUCAAAUUUCUUAGACCUUCUUCAAUGCCAUUCAACCCACCCUGA